This is a messenger RNA of Hyaloperonospora brassicae, 1368 nucleotides long. The record is from the annotation of a GenBank genome assembly. NCBI's taxonomy places the organism in Eukaryota, Oomycota, Peronosporomycetes, Peronosporales, Peronosporaceae.
AUGGCCCCCGUGGUGCCCCCCGCGGCCGCAGCGACGCGCAAGCGCAGUCAGCAGCAGCAACAGGAGAAAGACGACGUCGGCCGACAGCAUUCAGUGCCGCGGCUGAGUGUCGUGCCGGGGAAGCGGCGACGCUCGUCGGCUGCAACACUUGGCGAGCAAGAGCUGACAGUUGAAGAGCAAAACCGGCCGCUUGGUGAGCAAAAGCUGACAGUUAGCGAGCUUGAACCGACGGUGGGCGACCGUAUGUGGACAGCUGGCGAGCCAAAACAAACAGCUGGCGAGCCAAAACAAACAGGUAGCGAGCCAUCGGGGGCAGGUGGAGAGCCUUGUGUGACAGUUGGCGAACAAAGACCUACAGUUGGCGAACAAAAACCUACAGUUGGCGAGCAAAAACAUGCAGUCGACGAGGAUCACUUGUGUCUCCCGGACGGCGCCCCUCAGAACGAGCUGUUUCUUGUGUCGAUCAAGACCAUUGAAGAUCUGGAUGAGAGCGUCGAUGUUGCGGCGGAGGUGAAGGCAGUGGAUCUGGUGCUGCAGCAGCUGCAAGAGCAGAAGCGAACGACGAUCGACGACGUGGACGUGGCGUGGGGCCACGAGUUUGCAGCGCUGGAUUCCCUUCGACGGUUUGCAAAGCACCAUCAGGAGCAGGCACGACGGCAGUUGAAGAAUGAUGUGCUGGUGAAGUUUGUUCUGCCAGCAGCGUUGAGUUUGCGCUCGAUCAUGGCCAGAAAUGCGCUGCUGUGCGUGCAGGAGCUCAUUCUUGGGCUCAAGGUCGAGGCGACGGCGCACUUUAGUGUUGUAGUACCUGUGCUACUGAACCGCGCGUGCUCGAAGAAGCAGUUCUUGAGAGAUCUGGCAAGAGACGUGUUGGACACGGCGCUGCGAGCGGGAGCUGAUGAAGCGUUUCUGCAUCCGCUCAUGUCGACGGCUACGACCGAAAAGAACGCGCAGAUUGUCGGCGUAGCUGGUGUGUACAUGACCAAGUGCGUCGUCCGUAUGGACCGCGCACACUUGCGCACGUUUGUGCUUGAGACGCGGAGUUCUUUUUUCGACGAAAUGGCAAGUUUUCUGAACUGUAAGGCGGUAGAAUGCAAGACAGCUACGCGCCGAAGCUGUCAGCACACGCGCCGAGUCAUUGGGGACGAGACAUUUGUCACACGAGCCAAGGAAAAGCUGAGGGGCAUAGCGCUAUCAGACGUUUUGAGGGCCUCGGAGACUCGCAAGGCAGCGGAGCCUGGCCACGCGAAAUUGAGCAUUCGUGAACGUGUGCUGCAGAUGAAGAAGCAGCAACAGCAGCAACGACAGCGAAGUGAGGGAAACGACGUGUCGGACCCUGUUGCUGCAAGCCUUUAUGACAAGUCGUCGUGA